ACGACACACACGAUAGUAAAGUUUUCAUUCAUACCAAAAAUGUGUGUGUUUUGGUCUGAUUAAUUUUUAAAUUUAGUUUUUGUUCCGAAUAAAGAAACAAUUUAGUGUAAAAUUGCAACAAAUUGAAUGAGUUUGUGCUUUCCGAAUUAAUACAAAUUGAAGAGAGGCUGAAUUUCGAUUAGUUUCAUUCAAAUAAUUCGAUUAAAUUGUUAUUGUGUGUAUCCCGUCUGUGCCAUCACCAUAAAACGUUACAUAAGUGGAAUUAAAAAAAGAAGGAAAUGUGGACUGAAUCGACUAACUGAAAAUUAUAUUCAAUUGAAGUAAAUUUUUGAUUUUAUUCGCUUGUACAGCUAAAAGAUAAAUUGGAACCAUCGAUGGAAUAUUGGAAUAAAAACACAGCAGCUACAAAAAUUUCACACUUUUAGUAGCAUAAAGUUGAAUUAUUUUCAAUAUAAUUAAGUAUGGCCAACACUGCACACCUUUUCCGUAGACAGAGCUCUAGAGAUCUAGUUCCGUCGUCAUAUCACAAUCAGAGAAGCAUUGAUAAUUUGGAACUGAAGGAACUACGUGGAAGAUUAGUAAGAGCCGAAAAUGGAUCCCGAAUGUCAAUGUAUGGUGCAACAAAUGCAGCAUUCGUCUCCGAUAGUAGUCCACAGAAUAAUCAGAGUUUCGAAGCACCGAAAGCUAAUCCAACGAUACCGGCUGAAGAUAUAGUACAAGAGAAGCCAGAAGAUGAGCGCGAAAAUUGGGACAGUAAGCUGACGUUUCUAUUGGCUACGAUAGGAUAUGCUGUUGGACUUGGCAAUGUAUGGCGUUUUCCUUAUUUGGCCCAAAAAAAUGGCGGUGGAGCGUUUUUGGUGCCAUACUUCCUGAUGUUAUGCAUACAAGGAAUUCCAAUUUUUUUUCUUGAGCUAGCAAUCGGACAACGAUUACGAAAGGGAGCCGUCGGCGUAUGGCAAGAGGUGUCGCCGUAUUUAGGCGGAAUUGGUAUAUCAUCGGCAGUUGUUAGCUAUAUUGUAGCGCUGUACUACAAUACAAUUAUCGCUUGGUGUUUAAUUUACUUGCUACACAGCUUUGAAUCGCCACUACCUUGGGCUGAAUGCCCGAAAAGACUAUACUCAAAUUUUACUUAUGACAUCGAGCCAGAAUGUGUGGCGUCAUCUCCUACGCAAUUUUAUUGGUACCGUUCCACUCUCCAGUCGUCGCCCAGCGUGGAUGUGCCUGAAGCUUUUAAUUAUAAUGUUGCCAUAGCUCUGCUAACAGCCUGGUUUUUGGUUUACAUUUGUAUGGUUCAGGGAAUAACAUCAUCCGGGAAAAUUGUCUACAUAACAGCAAUUUUCCCGUAUGUCGUCCUCAUCAUAUUCUUCUUCAGAGGAAUUACGUUAAAAGGAGCUGCAGAUGGCGUUGCACAUCUGUUCACUCCAAGAUGGUCCGCACUAUUAGAUCCCGUUGUUUGGUUAGAAGCGGGUACCCAGAUUUUCUUUUCCUUGGGUCUGGCAUUCGGUGGCCUGAUCGCGUUCAGUUCAUACAACCCGGCAAAUAAUAAUUGCUAUCGGGACGCUAUAUUAGUGUCAUUGACUAACUGCACAACGUCCAUGUUUGCCGGUGUGGUAGUGUUUUCAGUCAUCGGUUUUAAGGCAACGUCCACCUACGACAAAUGCUUGGAGGAAAGGGCAGCACUGAUCCAUGCGAAUCAGUCGAAUACAAUAUUACCCGUGUGUGAUCUACAGAAGGAACUAGAUAAUAGUGCUUCUGGUACGGGGUUGGCUUUUAUCAUUUUUACGGAAGCUAUAAACCAGUUCCCUGGCGCACAAUUUUGGGCUGUGCUGUUCUUCUUGAUGCUGUUCACUCUCGGUAUCGAUUCACAAUUUGGUACUUUGGAAGGAGUGGCAACGUCAUUGGUCGAUAUGAAAUUGUUUCCAAAUUUAUCAAAGGAGAAAAUUAUUGGCAUUCUAUGCUGCUCUUGUUGCUUAUUAUCCACAUGCUUUGCACACGGUGCCGGGAGCUAUAUUUUCCAAUUGAUGGACAGUUUUGCCGGAAAUUUCCCGCUGCUGAUCAUAGCAUUAUGUGAAUGUAUAGGUAUCAGCUAUGUGUAUGGAAUCAAAAGAUUUGCCGAUGACAUCGAAUUGAUGACUGGUUCCCGUCCAUCGAUGUACUGGAUGCUGUGCUGGAAAUACUUGUCUCCCAUUGCGAUGAUAACGAUUCUAACAGCAUCAUUCAUUGAACUAGCAUCCGAAGGUAGCAGCUAUCCGGCUUGGAAUGCAGCAAAAGGGAUAACUGAGAAAUUAGAGUGGCCGCACUGGUGUAUAGUGAUGGCUAUAUUUCUAAUUCUAGUAUCGGUACUGUGGAUACCAAUUGUAGCAAUUUCACGAUUACUUGGAGUGACUAUCGUUGAGGACACCGAUUCGGCGUGGUUUCCCGAAUCUGAAUUGCGCGAAAUUCAUGGCAUUGUACCGUACGAACCGACUGAAUUGGAAGCGAUGUUAUUCUGCAUUAAACCGGACGGUACGGAGGGUAUGUGUUUUCCGUCAUAUGGGUUAAGAGAACAAGUGUUACAGGAAGAUGAGUGAGCAGCAUACUAGGUAAUGUUAUUAUAACUCUGUACAUAAAUUCAAUUAUUUUACCAUAAUUUUGUUGUGAAUAAACCACGCGGCUCUUAAUUUGUAAGUCAAUAACAAACAACAACAACAAAACCAAAUUUACUGAGGAUGAAAAGAACUGAAAAUGAAUUAUUAUUAGAAAACAAAAAACACAAUAACUUGAUGGCACUUAACAUUAAAUUAAAUAACAUUCAUUCUGCGCAUUCCUUUGAAACACUAAAUAUAAACUUUAGAAAUUGGUAAGAGACGAACCACCGCAUGGUGGAAUAUAAUUUUAAGGCCUACAAAAUAAGCACACGAUAACAAUAAAUAAAAGAAUUCAGACAAGAAAAUUUAACUGACGAUAAAAAAACAAAGGAAAACUAAAAUCGCGACAAUAAGCGCACUUAGCAACACAUAAUAACGACGCUUUGACAAUAUUUUGACAAAAAAAAAGUUUAUAAUUUGCCAAACAAAAGGAAAAAAAAAUUUUGAUUUUUGUUCCGAGUAUUUUGCAUUAUCGCUUUUUAUGUGCCUUUUUAAACAACAUUAUAUACCGAGUCGUUGAACGAAUUACCACUGAAAGUUAUGGACCUAAGACGGUUUUUUAUUUGAUUUUUGAUCGAGGAUUUCAUUCGUUUAAUUUAACAAAUUUUAAUUCUUCCUUCCGAUCGAAUUGAUAACCGUUUAAACAAAAUAAAAAAAUGAAGAAGCCAACUGACACUAAUAGCGGUACUAAUAUAAUGACGAAGCAUAACGGAGGCACCCGGUUAAGACUAUACAAUUGAAGUCGUAAGUCCAAUUUUUUGUCUGUUUUUUAUGACAAUAGUAAUCAAGAUAAAUGAUAUGGAAAGUACAAACCUUCCACUUGUUCCGUAAAAUUUAAAUUAUUUCACUUCGCAUCCUUUAAAUGAGUUCUUUAAUUGGCUUCAUCGUAUUAUGCAACAGUUACCUUUUAGAUACAUUGACAAAGCGAUGAAUUUAUACCAUUUGAACUAUCUAACCAGCGAAACUUAGUUUUCAUUUCUAUCGGACCUGUGAUAGAAUUUUAAAAAGUGUGUCUUGUGCUAAGACUAAUCGCACAUUGGAUCUAUUAACCUUCGAAGUCCUAGUUGGCUGCACCCACUUCUAUCAUUUUCCCCAAUAAAUUGUUUCUGACUCACACGUCAAACGAAACAAUUCCAGAAGUUACAUUCCAAGAAGCUUUCUCAAAAACAGCAUUAUUCUUAUAAAACAUUUUGUUUUGAACUGCUUAUUAUGACCCAAAGUCCGUCCAUAAUUGAAAUGAGCUGGAUGGUUGUGAACAUUGAUUUUUGGGAAAGAAAAGGAUUGAAAACCUUGUAAUUAUAGGAGGUUUUCAUGAAAAUAAUUGAAUGUGCAACCGGUUGACGGUACAUAAAUUGUUCUUAACAAAUAUUCACAUCCGCGUUCAAAUGACGAUCGAUUAUUUUACAGACGCAAAUUUAAUUUAUUAAAGAACAAAAUUGUUAACCUGCACAACAUUUCAUACAAAAAUAGAAAGUUUAUAGAUAAAAAAAGAAAAGUUUGCAAAAUAUUGAUAUUUAAUAUAAUUUCUAAAAUAUUGAGCAUCAGAGUUCGUGUAGUAGUAUUUAAGGCUGUCCGUUGUUACUUAAUUUUAUGUAAGGUUUUUUUUCUGUAAUGUGAAAUCACUAAAUUUUUUGAUAGGAUAAAACAGAUGAUCACAACAUUUUACAUAUUUGUGCUGCUCUGAAAUCAAUAGAAUUUAAUUGUUGUUAUUCCCGAGAACUGGAUACACAGGACAAAUUUUUGUUGAAUUUGAUGAAAUUUCGUGAAUACGAAAAGGUCAGAAGUUCAUUGAGAGCUUGUAAAGCACUAUAUGCUACUAAGGUCUGACAUAAAUCUCAAAAUUCCUACUUUUCUUUCGAACGAUCGAUUCAUGAAAUUUCAAUAAAUUUUUAACAAUGAAGAAAUCGGUUCUGAUGGAAACAGUUCUUUUUUUUCGAAAAUAUCGCUAAAUAUCGCAGGACAGGUAUUCACCAUUCUACUAUUCGCUUACGAUUGUGAGAAAAAUUAUGGCUAUAAAAGCUUAUGUAAAAGCCCAAGAGAGCCCACAAACGAAAUUAACUGUUACCGAUCUAUGUCUGUCAGCAAAACAUAAAAAAAAAAUUACGGCAAAUUAAUGCUAAGUAUUAUACACUAAAUGGAUAAAUUUUUACAAAGAGUAAGUGUAAGAUUUCGUGAAAUUUUCCUCUCAUUUUACAUUAAGAAAAUUUUCUUCGUUUUUCCAAAAACCAAAAAUGAAAUGAGAAUGAAAACAGUGAGAUAAAUUACCGGGGAAGAUGCAGAUCGUCCGCGAUGGAUGAAGUUUGAUAAUAAAAUAUGUACUAAGAUUGCGUGAACACGAAUGACAAUUAAGCUGUGGAAUCAGUCACAUCUUUUGAUCUAAGUAUUUUCAACACAGGCCAAAAAUCUGUGUGCAUAUGAGUCCCUCAUUAGAGUGUGGUUCGGAACUUACACCACGUAAUAACACUAACAUUUACCUGAUACGAAAGACAACUGUGCUACGACUUUUAUUUUUGAACGCUACGAAGGAGCGAAAAUGACCACGACAGAGUAAAGUAAACCAGGCAGGAAAGUCUGUCAUGUAACUGACGAAUGCACAUUAUAAAUAAAAUUUUUAAUGAAAGAUUUGUCAUGCCUGAUAACUAUGUCAAAUUUUCAAAUUUUGUCUUGGAUUUUCAUGAGAAAUUUCAUUCUUCAUGAGACUUUCAUUACAGGCCUAC
This is a messenger RNA of Bradysia coprophila, 5344 nucleotides long. Its product is annotated as sodium-dependent neutral amino acid transporter B(0)AT3. NCBI's taxonomy places the organism in Eukaryota, Metazoa, Arthropoda, Insecta, Diptera, Sciaridae. Gene Ontology annotation, cellular component: plasma membrane. The record is from RefSeq and is a predicted model, not a curated record. Gene Ontology annotation, biological process: amino acid transport; sodium ion transmembrane transport; nitrogen compound transport.